CUGUGGUCUCCCUCUGCUGCGUGGACUGUGCUGGUAGGAAAGUGCUCCGUUCGUCUUCCACUCUGCCGUUUUCCUACUGUCUGCUGUUGUCUACCCAGACUGAAGGUGUCUAAAAGGGAAUGGAUCUGCGGACCCCGAGCUGACCAGCUGCUGUGCUGACCUGUAAUGCAGAGCUAAGACACUUGGACUGUAACAGACUCUUUUCAACCUCGCAGGACUUGUUUUACUCUUCAACUUACUAUUAAACUUGUGCUCAGCUUUUUUAAAAUCUUUUAUUUUUUUUUUUUUUUGCCUUCUUUAUGCUGCAUUUCAUUGACCGUAAACAAAUAAAACAUGGCAACUGGAAAAACAACAGGACUUUUUCUAAAGAUGACAGCGAAGGGAGGGGGAACAGUAGGAGGCUGGACUUUUUGCAUGUUUUAUGGGCUUGGGUUGGGGGGUGAGGAGCGGGUGGAGAGAUGAGGCAGAGGAGUUUUGGCUCUGAGUGGGUGGGGGGGUGAUAGUGGUGUGAGGAUUGCGGGCUGUGGUUGGGUAUGCCAGUGCCACGUGUCUAGCCUGGCACUUCUUGCUUGUCGAUCCGGAGGAUGUGGGACUGAGAGUCUUGCUGAGCCUGUCCAGCUUCUUUCUGAGCAAAAAGUGGGAUCAGUUAUUGCUCCUGCUGAAUUUCAGCAAACCUAAAGGAUUUAAAAGCUCUCUACUCCAAACAUUUGUCCUCCAAUCCGUCUAUUUAGAGCGUGGAGAUUCACCGACACCAGGCUGUUGGCUUGGCGUAAGCUUUCAUCAGAACACAAAACUAGGACCAGUCUCAAGGUUUUUGCUGCUUAAAGGAGUAUGUUGCCGACGCUCUCCCUCUGCUCCAUCAUUUGGCUGAACCGCGGUAUCAAGCUGAGGAAAGUACAGCAGUCUAGCAAUACUGGUCAGCUCUGAAGCCGUUGCCACUACAGCCAUUACAUCAGCUACCUUAUAAACUAUUAAAAAUGCUUCUAAGCUUUGGGUGACUUUCCCUCCUUCCUUCAGCCCCUCCAGCCUAGAAACCACAGCACCAACACCUCCCUUUAGUGACUCAGCAGCAGCUUCAGUUUCUGAGCGUAAGAAACUGAGCAGGAUUCCAUUAUCAACGAAAACAGGAACUCCUCCGCUCAACAAAAUGGCGACAGAUGGUUUCCAAUACCGUGUGCUCUACACAUUUACCAAGGACCAGGAAGAGGACUUGGACCUGCAGCCAGGGGACCUCCUGACUGUCAGCAAGGCCUCUCUGAUGUCAGUGCAGAGCUACGAAGAGGGCUUUGAGGAGCACCCGGAGCGUCUAGGCUGGAUCCUAGGAUACAACGAACGCACCAAGCAGAGAGGCGACUUCCCAGGGACCUUCGUCGAAUUUGUUGGUCCCAUCAAAAUGGCACAUCCAUCAAGUCAACCAAGGUCCCAGCGACCUCUCCCGGCUGCUCCCAUACCAGAACCAUCUCAAGCUGUUCCAGUGCCAGACCUCAGCCAGCAGUUCACUCCACCAGAGACGGCUCCCCCAGACCUGAUCAGCCUCAUCCAAGCCAUCGAACACAGAGGUCUGGACAGCAAAAUAUUGUACAGAACAGCAAGCACAUCAGACAGCUCAGUGUAUACCCUGAGCACUGAAGGCGAUGCUUCUCAGAGUGACGUGGGUUUCCUGUCUGAGAGUGUCCUGUGCUGCCUGAGAGACCUCCCAUCACCUGUCAUCCCUGCAUGCAUCUAUCCGCAACUUCAAACUGCAGUGAUGCAGCAGCUGCUUCACCAGUCUCUAGAUGGAGCUGUUGCUGGUAGCCAUGACAGAGAAGUGAGUCUGGUUCUGGAGAACACCACCGUGGUCCCGCUCCACCAUCGUCUCACCUUGCAGUACCUGCUCACACAUCUAACCAAGGUGCUCCAGGCUCAGGCCAGUAACGGCCUGGACACUCACACUCUGGGAAGGAUCUUUGGCCCCCUCCUGAUUCGGACAAGCCCCUCAAACCAAGGGUAUUCAUGGGAAGAGGACUUUCCCGUCCUGGUGGUGGAGAGGCUGCUGGUCGAGAGAACUGCACAGCAAGACUUCGAUCCUCCUGUUCUUCCAGCAAAACCAACCAAAUCAAGAAUAGCCCCAUCAGAUAUGACGGACACAAGCAGCCUGCUGAACGAUGCUGAGUGGUACUGGGGAGAAAUUUCCAGAGAGGAGGUAAAUGAGAAACUGCGAGACACUCCGGAUGGAACCUUUCUGGUGCGAGAUGCUUCCAGCAAACUGGAGGGCGAGUACACGCUGACUCUCAGGAAAGGGGGGAACAACAAACUGAUCAAGAUUUACCACCAGGAGGGUCGCUAUGGCUUCUCAGAGCCUUUGACCUUCCAGUCUGUGGUGGAGCUCAUCAAUCACUACCGCCACGAGUCCCUGGCUCAGUACAACGCCAAACUGGACACCAAGCUGCUCUACCCCAUCUCCAAGUUCCAGCAGUUGGUUAAGGAGAACAGCAUAGAGGAGGUGGGAGAGCAGCUCAAGGUCUACCAUGAGCAGUACCAGGAGAAGAGCCGCGAGUACGACUCUCUGUAUGAGGAGUACACUCGCACCUCACAGGAGCUGCAGAUGAAGCGAACAGCCAUUGAAGCCUUUAAUGAAACCAUCAAGAUCUUUGAAGAACAGUUUGAGACCCAGGAGAAAUACAGCCGAGAGUCUUUGGAGCGAUUCCAAAGAGAGGGCAACGAGAAGGAAAUUCAAAAGAUUCAGAGCAACUCUGAGCGUUUGAAGUCACGCGUGAAGGAAAUCCACGACAGCAAGCGAAAACUGGAGCAAGACCUGAAGCAGCAGGUGUCUGACAACAGAGAGAUUGACAAGAAGAUGAACAGCCUCAAGCCAGAUCUCAUGCAGCUUCGCAAGAUUAGGGACCAGUACUUAAUAUGGUUGACACAGAAGGGAACAAGGCAGAAGAAGAUCAAUGAAUGGCUGGGCAUAAAGAUCGAUGCUGAUGACUCCUAUUCUCUGGAGGAAGAUGACAGCUCACCUCACCAUGACGAUUGUACCUGGUAUGUAGGUGACAUCAAGCGCUCCCAGGCAGAGGAAAUGUUGAGAGACAAAUGUGAUGGAACCUUUCUCAUCAGGGAAAGCCAAUCACAGAAGGGCUCUUAUGCCUGUUCUGUUGUUGUUGAUGGCGACACAAAGCACUGUGUCAUCUACAAGACAGCCACUGGUUAUGGAUUUGCUGAGCCCUACAAUCUGUACUCGUCUCUCCAAGAACUGGUACUCCACUACAAAAACGUCUCCUUGGCCCAACACAACGACCAUCUGAAUGUAAAUCUAGCUUAUCCAGUCUUGGCCCGCUCUCAGAACCUGAAGUAGAACCAGCAGCCCAGAUGAUCUAUAGAUCUACCAGCAGUGGGGCACCGAGCCUUUGGACAGUGUCAGCUGUUUCAGAGAAAGAAGUGUGUUUUUGUCUGGAACCUGAUACAUCUAUAGUUCCCUAACAGAACCCAGUCCAUUAAAAAAGACUCCUCCCAAAAACCACACCACUACUGUCACAGAGCCACUGGCUGAGAGGGUAAAAGUGUAAAAUUGAGCCUCCACAUUAGCCAGUCACAGCUCUACUGGGUAAAAUCCACAAAAGGCCCCAAACAUCCACAGGAAGGUAGACUGGACACAGAAAUGUUAGAGACAACAUGUGUUAAAGAAGAACAAAAUAAGCACAAACAAGUCUUUUUAAGGCUGCACAAAAGAGAUGGAAAGAGCAUGUAGAGAAACUAUUGGAAAUAUUUAAAACUUUUCUUUUUUGAUGCCUUGAGCACAAAGUAUCUGUGUUUAAACAAAUGUCCUAUGUGUAAUCUCCAGACUCUCUGGAAACACAGACAAGUAUGCUUUUUAACUCCAUAAAGGAAUGGCUGCUCUCUUCCCACCUGAAGGUGGCUGAGAGGAUCCAGUGGGUUGGGGCUGAGCUGUGGGAUUUUAAGGGUUUUACCUACCAGAAGCACACAGGAAUAGUUCUGAGUGACAAGUUUCUGUCACUUUACAUUUUAAGGGUUGAAAGGAGAGGACUGGGAAUAAUAUCAAUGUGGCUACAGCUUUAAAAGAUAUACAGGCAGGUAUAUUUUAAUAGACUCAUUUAUAUCCAUCUGCUUUGCUGUGUGGCUCUCUCAUUAGGUCUCUUUUUGAACUAAUGAGAAGAAAAUAGCCAUUAAACGAGGAAUAGGAGCAAAUGCAUGGUACAUAUUUCCUGUUUUGUCAAUGACAGAAUAUAUAUUUUGAGUCACAGUACGCUAGAUUGUGAGGUACAUUUACAAACACAGUUCUAUGAUUCAGGUGUGCUGUUGUCAGACGCCUCUUACUGUUUUUCCUUUUCUAAUACUGUAGCACCUGUAGCUAUUGACACUCUGCACUGUUAGUGCUCUUCUUUUGCAUGUAGAUUCACUGCGGUACCAGCGCUUGUUGAGUAUUGACCUCUGUGAUUCUUCUACCUUCGGUACUGAAUUAGUUUCCUGUAAAGUUGAAGUAGAUUCCCAGUGGUGUGAUCCCCUCUCAGAUAAACGUUUUAAUUUGUUUCUUUGAGGCAGAGUUUCUGAUGGUACAUCACUGCUGCACCUGACUGUUCAUUUCAUCUGAUGCUUGAUUCAGAGGGCUGGAGAACAUUAAUGUACAAAAAAAGAGAAAAGGCAGUAAUAUAUGUUGUGUACAGUAUAUUUUAGACACACAUGCUUUAGAGGUAUGUGACUUUAUAGAGUUCCCUAGUUUCCUUUAUGUUUUCAAAAUAUUUGUUGUUUUCUUAGGUUCUGUUUGAUUUGGAUGAUCCGUCAAAUGUGAGCCCAGUAAAGGAUGUGUUCUCAUGUAGCACAACAGGAAUAAAAGAACACGUCCUUUUGCCAUUCAGCUAAGAGAUUACCCGCUAUAGUGUGUAUGGAGGUCUUCAUUUGUUUUUGUUUCUUUUUUUUAAUUUGACAAAUGGUUGAAAAUCUGUUGGCAUGUAGUGAUUAGGUCAUGGUGUGUGGUACUCCAAGCACACUAAAGUUUAGAUUAAGGAACCGUCUCCAGAUCAGUACAUAUCUACUGUUCUGUACUGUGGCAUUGAUCUCCUCUUACUGUUUCUGUGUGCUUUUGGCUCGAGGGACUAAUUGUUGUGACCUUCAUCGCUUUUAAAUCACAGUUGUACAGAUACAGAGAUAUGCAGUUCCUUUUGUGGUCAGUGGAGGCACUGCAGAGAGACAACUUACAAGGCUGCUUUUAAACUUGAUUCUCAGACACAAAUCUUUCAUAAUUUCUUACACAAAUGACUGAGAAUGGUAAAGAGAAUAUGUAUGAAUAUAUAUUUUUUUAUCCUGGAGCAGACAAGUUGUUUAUGAUCGAGUGUUUAAUACUCUGCUUUAUGUGUUUUUGUCUUGGGUUAGAAAUGUUUCCUAAAUGUGAUCUUCACCAGUUUUCUGCUCCUAACGACAGGUGAAGAGGUGGCAUCAGAAGUUGUAUGUGUCGGACUUGAGCACAGCUCUUUGAGUGUCGCCACUUACUGAGCUGAAUUGAUCCUGGGAAGCUCAGAUUGAGAUGGAGCCAUUGUGCUAUAGAGUCAUUUGCACAGUUGUUGGUACGGCGUAGAUCCCAGGAAUGAAAGCCGAGGCGGCAGCCGAGCUUCUGGUUAGAGGUUUACAGCGCUGAGGGAGGCGACUACAAGUGCCUUCUGUCAACCUGAGGAGUUUGUGUUCUCCUUGUUGUCACCAUUAGAUGGUGCCAUCACCACCAUGUUGUCAUGCCACACAUUUGCCAUAUCUAAGGUUAACGAAUAUCUGGCAAAUGAGCGUAGUUGUUGUCGUUGUCUGUGUGUGUAGUGGACAGAAUGACUGGUUUUGCUGUUACAUCUGAGAUUGUUACAUCCUUCUUUGUUUGGUUGCAGCUGUACAGUAGCUUGGUUCUCUAUCGUUGUGUACUAAAGUUUUGGGUUUUUUCUAUAUCUAUCUGGUAUAUCUGUAAUGAAACAUAGAUGAGUUAGAAAUGAGAACAGUAUCCAUUUUUAGCCUGGUGCAGUUUUUUGCUAGCCUCCCAAGUUCUAGCAAUAUAUUUUCCUCUUGGAUAUCUUGAAGUGGGUUGUGUGAAGUACAUGUGACACCAAAGGACUGACCUGACUUAGACAAACAGCAGCAACAUCCCAGUUUGGAGAAUAAAUAAAAAUAGUUCUGUCAAUUAUACAUCUUAUAAGCUCAGCAUUGGUGAGAAUAAACUGCUUUGCAUGCAUUUCUUUAAAUUUUAUCUUUCUACCAACAAUUAACAUAACAAUUAACAUAAUUUAUUAACGUAACAAAGACAAAUGUCAAAAAAAUUUGAAUGAUUUAAAAAGACGUUUCUUGAGUUGUUGUUGUUUGGCUGGAAAUUCUCUAGAGUCUUCUUCAUUUGUCUUAGUCCAAUAAUGCUGAUUCAAAUUUUAUUUCUUAAAAUAUGAACCUCUCCUUUUCAAAGUUAUUAGAAAGCUAUUCUACUGUCCUCAGUAAAUAAAUAUGUAGAUAGAGAUUCUUCAUUUUGUUAAGCUCUGACCUUCUAUAGCCAAUUAAUGCUAUUUCUGAUUUCUCUUGAUUCACUAUAAAUGGACUACAUAUAUUUCUACAAUUUGGAUAAACUGACAGUUUGACUGUCUUCACAAUAAAAUGUUCAUUUUAAAAUAAAACCAGGAUUACCAAUAAUCAGGUUUAUUGGUUUGUUUGUGAAAUAUAGAAAUACAUGAUAUCACCCUUCAGUAUGAGCAAAACCCAGCUAAAAAUAAUUCUACCAAAUGAGAUUUCUAAGGCAAAUUAUAGACCACUAAGUUUAGUUUGUUUUUCUCACAUAUUCAGAAUGUAAAAGCGGAAUGUAUAUUGACACAAUUCAUUUCAUCUUCAAAGUCUUUUGAAAAUAUGCAGAAAGACAGUAAUACAUAAAUUUUUUGUUUACUUAUUGAAACAUUCACUAAUAUAAUUUCAUAUCACAUGUUUUCUUAAUAUCAUGCAGCCUUGCUUACUAGGUCUUCUUCCUCCAGUAACAACUUCCACUCUGAAGAGUGUUGUCAGUGCAGUCGGUUAGUGAUAUGGUGCACUCUCCGUUCUGGUCACCAGCUGAUUGUUCCAUGCUUCUCUGCUUUAACAUCACCAUAACUUAAGAGCUCCUUUGAACUCUCUCAACUGACAUCUCCCAAGGCUGUCUCUGCUGACACACACAUAAGCUAACUAACGAAGCUGGAACUAUGCCUUCAAACAAAAAAUAAAGUAGCACCUACUUUCAAAGAAAAAGCACAGAUGAAAUUAAUUUCAUACAAUCCAUUUUGUGUGUGGAUCCAGGGCAACCAAAAGGCCUCAAGUGGUCCAAUGGUUCACAUUCCCAGCAGUAGAGUAAAUGUAGAAAUCAAAAUGUAAGACAAAUUUUAGAUGUUGUCAGUUCACUUACUCUGCUGGUGGCUCCCAGUUUGAUGACGGGUCACAAAUCUUCUCUGAUUCUCUUUACUGGGAUGGUGAUUAUUGUUGUCUACUGAAGGUAUUACAGGUAACUUGCUGACUGCUCAGAAGUUCUUUACGCAUGAACAGAACCCCCAUGAUGCAUGGAGCCUACAGCCUUUUACUUUCUAAGCUUUGUGAGCAGAACAUUUGCUUAGUUUAGUUUGAUGGACCAACACUUUGUGACUGCACAUGUUUACUUCUGCUUCACACAGUUCAGCACUCUGAAACUAACACACAGCAGAUAGGCUUUAUUAAUAGCGUGUUUUACUUCACAAUGUUGUAUACAAUAUAUUUCAAGUAACAGACAUUUCUUUUUUAUAUAUUGGAGCAUACAGUGUACAGUAUGUGAUUUUUGCUAUUUUGCAGUCAGUAGCUGUAUUGUAAAUCUUUUGCUUUUGGCCGAUUGCAUUAUUUUCCCUCAUUUACAGCUUUAAUACAGGUGAGUUGUAUUAAAGCUGUUUUAGUUUUCAAAGAAGCUGAAAGGAGAACUGCUGGCUCAUUUCUGCAGUUCCUGUUCACCGAGCUACAUUUCCUUAUAGAGUAGUUUAUCCAAAUGGUAGAAGGAUAUUUCCUACAGAUAGUUGUACUUUUCUCAUGUCAUUUACAUCAGUUUUAUUGUAGCUUCUUCUCAUUGUUAGAAUUUGGUUCAGAUUCUGUAUUGCUCUGGGGAAACACUCGCAGUGCUAAACACCAAGUUACAAAAAGACAAAGAAAAGCAGAUUCGGAUGUAAUUCAGGAAACAUACAUACCAGUAGAGUUAUUUAUUAGCACAUUCAAAAUGAUUAGAAAUGGCAUAAAUGGUGACUUGAAGUUUAUUUAAUUGCAUCUGACUGAUUAAGCCCAGUAACACACACAGCUUUUUGUACAAUCAAAUAUAAAAUAUAUUCCUGAUAGCUUCAGCAACAUCAUUUUGCAGACUUUCAGCUGUUAUAUAGAACGCUCCGUUAUUAACGGUGUGAGCUAGCUGGAGGAACUCUUGCAGCAAACGGGGUGAGAUAGGCAGAAACUAGAGAUAUUUUUGAGUCUUUUUUUCAGGGCAAUUGACUGCUCAUUUUCUCACCUUCACACUCAAAGCAUAUCUUAUCAAGUAUAAAAUCUAUGAAAAGUAUUUGUUUUUUGUAGAAUUUCAAGAACAAGAUUUAGUAAAGAGGCUACAGGUAAUCACUUAGAAAUCCUCCUGUUUUAAAGGACUUCAUUCUUUUUUGGUGUGUGUGCUUUAAACAAAUCAGAAACACACCCUGAUGUGAGUCAAUGUUUAGAACUUCUUCUUCUUGGGCUGCAGAAACCCCAAACCUUAUUCCUGUUGGCCCCUAGGUCAGGUUGGAGUAUCCCUGCGGGAAAUGACCCAUCAGUCUCACUGAUUCCUCAUAUGUUAACAGACAUGACUAUAUGCACAUUAGUGAGUGUAAACACAUUAGCUUAUACUACUCUUUUGGGUUUUUAGAAAAUAAGAAUUAUUGUAACAAAUAAACCCUAUCAAAAAAUAAACCAACUUUAAUUUCUUAUUUUUGUCUGAAAUGUCACAAAAUAUAGUGACAUUGUUGCUACGUUGGCAACAGUAGGGUGACUUGUUGAGAGCGCUGUGCAGACAUGACCUGGUGUGGCAGCGUCAGUAGCUGAUUUUAAAACUUUUGUGGAGGUAGUUGAGCCCGAUAGAUAAGAUCAGCUUCACAUCGCAGAUCUCACAGAAUGAAGGAACCCCUGAUUUAAUUGUUAUGCCAUAAUACUUAUAAAAAUAUCUACUAUAUGGCAUAUUGUUGUUUUAAAAUUGCUGACUAGUUUUUAAUUAGUCACUUGAUGUAUUUAUUUCCCACUGAGAUAACACACCAGAAUUCAUUUUUACUUUUAAAGAGUAAUUGAAACUAUUUAAAACUAUAUACAUCGCUGUGCAUCAAACUCCAUAUUCUGAUGGUUGUUUUGAUGAUUUCAUAUUUUAAAACAAAGAAAAAUGAUUAAUCUUUGCUAUCUUUUUAUUCUGAUUAAAACUAAUUUGAAACGUCUAUAAAUCAGUGAGGGGACCCAAGGUCAGGAAAGGACUUUAGGAUUCAGCCUUGGUAGCCAUCCACUGCAAAACCAACCAGCGUGGUCCCUGGAGCUCAUGUAGGAUUAUUGAGGCGCCCAUGUGGAUGAAGUGAGCUCAUGCUUACUUGGUAAUGCUUCCUGAACAGGCCUGUGUGUUUGGCACAGUCCCGGCUGCUUUGCAUUUCUUAUAUAUCAGAAAAGUGUUUGUCGUUUUUAUUUCUUUUUGCAAGGAUCUACUGUGUUUAAACGAUUCAGUUUUUUGUGAGUGGAGGCGGUUUUUGAGCGGCGCCAUGCUGCGUCUCACCUCUGCAGAUGUUUGUGAUUGCUGCAGGCGUUGCACUGUAAAAAAAAAGUCUCUAAUUUAUAGUAAAUUACUGUAAAUUUUGCUGUAUUUAUACAGUACAGUUCUGGCAACCACAGCUGCUGGUGUUUUACCAUGAGUUCAAGACUUUUUUUUUUUUUUUUACAGUGUAGUGUCGGGUGAACUCAGCAGGAAGCGACAAUGGCGUUAGAGAGAGAUCUUUCACGGUGCUUGAGUAUAUUUUUGCUCAUAUUAGUUGACUUUAAAAAGAAAAAAGCUGAUAUAUUUGUCUAUCCAUGUGUUGUUUUUUUUAUAUUAUCUGUUAACGGUAAACUUACAGAGCCUAUAAACAAAAAAAUAAGCUAGCUUGAUAUUUUUUUCCUCUAUACAGAAAAAAACAAAUACAAAUGUUUACAAGAUGUAAUUAACCAAAUAGUAAAGGUGAGCUUGAGAAUCGAUCUGUGUCCCUCCAUGUGGCUGUGAUAGAUUAUGUAUUGCUUUUAUUUCCUUUUUCAUUUUAAACUUGAAGAUGUUAUGACUGCUUUUUCUCUUUAACUUUGUGAACCCUCUGUUUUCAGAAUAAUAACUCAGCUGUCUGUUUUCCUGUGCUCUUCACGAGUCCAUUUGCUCUACCUGCUGACUACUUCAACUCACACUGAACCUUUAUGUGCUUGAACUGAACUUGAGACCCUGUUGAAUUUCUUGCUGUUUCUGUUGUUCACGAUCAGGUAGACUUCACUGCGACUCUGCCUGGUGGAUUUUUGAUAAAGGUCACUACAUGGAAUUUCAGGAGCUUGUACAGAAAUGUUGUGAACAAUAAAAGGCGCCACUUGGCGAACAUACUUGAGUACAAAUCCAGUACAAUAAUCGUAAAUUCAGGAAUAACUAUCAGCGAUCUAUUGUUUAUGUUUGCACUAUACAGCAAAGGAUCUUCAGAUGAAAAACUGAAUUAGUUUAUCUUUUAGUUUAUCUUUUGGUUCCAUAGCUCACUCCUUAAGACCAAAAUUUAGCCAUAUAAUGUCACUUUGUGUGUAAAAAUAUGAUGACAACUGCACUUUCACUUCCUGUUUUUCUGUCUUUUGCCAGUCUUUUUACUUUUUAGGACAGGAAAGUUGCUUGUCUGUAGGUUUGAGCCGAUGCACAGUGCUCUGAAACAUUGUGGGCCCUCUUACAGUUCUCCUGAUGUUGUUUUUUCAUAGAUUUAAUUAUCAAAGAUAAUCUGAGUAAAUACAAAAAUAAUGCUUCAAAUCAUUUCAUUUAUGUCAAGAAAAAAUUAUCCAAAGCAAAUUAGGCUUAUGUGUAAAAAAAAACCUAAAUCACAAAUUCACAGUGAUUAGAAAGCAUUGUUUGGACAGGUGAGUGGAUUUUAAUAGCCAUACCCUCAGUGCUGUCAGACCUGUAGAAUCAAGAAAUCACACGCAUAAAAUCUGUCUCAUAACAUAAACUAAAUAAAUAGAUUUUAAACAGCACGCAUGAUCUAAAGAACAGCAUCUACAGAACUUCAGGCCACAUUUGGCUCAGUUAGUCAGUGUUCCACAGAACUAUAAGAGAUAAAGGUACAGGUAAAAAUCGGUGCUAACCCCAAUAAACAUAAGGACUAGUGGUGAGACUUGAUUAAUUGCUAGGUCUAAAAUUAAUUAAUUAAUUAAUUACAUUUUAUUUGAAAACUACAUGUCAACAAAAUAAACUAUUUUCAAUUCAAAAACCCUUUUGCUGCUAAAUCGUUGAAGAAUAGAUAGGACCUCAACAACAAAGAUAUUUAUUGUUUUAAUCUGUUCUUCAACCAUCAGAUUGGAGUAAAGUGUUAUUCUAGCCGUUCAGUUUUUCAGUGCCUCAGGAAGUUAUAAAUGUGACUGUGUAUGUACACUGACAUGAGCAUUUGGGACAUUUGUGCUAAUGCUACAUGUUUAGCAGGGGCACACUUCGGGCUUGGAUAGCUUCACUGAUAGGCUAACUCCUUUUAACACAACUUGAAAACAACAAUAGUCUUCUCCAUAAUUCCAUAAUAUCGUUUUUUGAAGCAAAAUUGAAAAUCAGUGGUUGUCCUCCUGCUGGCGUGUCGGCCAUCACUUUGUUAGCAGAUACUGCUUGUGCGUCAAAUUUCCAAGUGUACUGGAAACGUGAAUACAAAGGUUCCAGAUUGGGACUUUUGCAUGUAAAAAUAAUUUUUAUUAGUUUUGUUAAUAUUUUUAACUUGUUAAAAUCCUAAUAAAGAUGCCCCUGUCAUUGGGAUUCACUUACCAUAAUCUGACUGAACUAUGAAUUCUGUUCUGUAGUGAAACAGACAUUCUUAAGUUAUGCAGCUGGACAGUGAUCCAACGCACAUCAAGUAGACUUCUGAAUAGCUAAAAUAAAAUAAGGCCUAUUAAAAGUAAAGACCUGACUCCAGUUGUGUUUAACAAUCUGUCCAUGCUGGAAAACCCUCCAAUGUGUCUGAAUGAAAACGAGUGUGUUGCUACCAAAGGUGGCACAAGCUGUUCCUCAUUUGAAGCUGCUUUUUCAAUUUACUCAGACUGUCUGAUAUAUAAAAUGAGUCUGAUGUCCUGAAACAUUGAUGUUUUUUCACAGCACUGUUAGUGUACUCUUUUUACCCGCGGUCAGGAGCAACAUUUUCAGCUUCACUUUCAACUCUUAUGUUUCUGCUUUGGUUCUAGCAACACUGUUCAAAUGUGGGUUAUCAUCAGCAAGAUCGAAGACUAAUAACACAAUAGUAAUAAUGACACCUACUCAUUAGCUUGAAAAACUGAUGAUUGGAAAUGGGUGAAGCAGUCACAUGAAGCUACUCUACACCAAAGUGCAAUUGAAUGCAGAGGGAGAGCUGUUGUUCCGGCCUACAGAAGCCUGCUGGCUGAGUUGUGCCAGCCAUGAUGCAGACAGCUGUUCCUCUCUGCUUGUCCUCCUGUUGGUCUGUUUGAACUCAGGUGCAACACUUCCUUCUUACUCACUCGUGUACAGCUUGCCACAGAUUCGUUUGUCCUCAGACAAGUACUCUUUAAACUGUAACGGAUCUUUCUGUAGGCUAAUGCAAUGAUUUCAAAAGACAAUAAAAGAUUUUAAACUGAAA
Messenger RNA from Xiphophorus maculatus (southern platyfish), 12818 nucleotides. RefSeq names its product phosphatidylinositol 3-kinase regulatory subunit beta (gene pik3r2). NCBI's taxonomy places the organism in Eukaryota, Metazoa, Chordata, Actinopteri, Cyprinodontiformes, Poeciliidae. Gene Ontology annotation, molecular function: 1-phosphatidylinositol-3-kinase regulator activity; protein binding. Gene Ontology annotation, cellular component: phosphatidylinositol 3-kinase complex. Bases 1148 to 3334 code for a protein of 728 amino acids. The record is from RefSeq and is a predicted model, not a curated record. The transcript has 16 exons. Gene Ontology annotation, biological process: phosphatidylinositol phosphate biosynthetic process; insulin receptor signaling pathway.